GCGGCGGCAGUGAAAAUUGCCUGCAAUUAUAAUCUUUGGUUAGCUAUAGAACAGAGCGCAAAUGGAGGUAAGAGUUUUGUUAUUAGUAACACAUGAACUGGAUAAUCGAUCAGUUAAUUACGGUUUAAUGGUACCAGCUAAUCAAUUGGCAUGCAUAGUACAAUAAUAUUUUGUAUCGAGUCAUGUAAGCAGUUUUCACAUAUUCCUAGUUCCAUAUGGUUGACGUAAAACUGUAAAUGGGCAGCAACAGUGAGAGGCCUGGCUUUAUUUAGGAUUGCAAGGACAGACUCAAGUAUUUCGCUUGUGACAAUAAAACUUUGUCUAUCUUCCUUCUCAAAUAUUAUAUAACCCAUGCAAGUUGAGAUUGAAAAUUGAUUAAAAAACAUUUUAAUAGAAUGGUGGAACUAAAUAUGUUUUCAUAGUUGCGUUGAAAGUUAGUCAGUUAUAUACUUUUCUAGGUCACCUAGACAUACUGUCUACAUGCAUAAUCUAAACCUAUUAUUAAAGUGAGGAACACUUCUACCCAUUUUUUUUGGUUUGGUCCAACCUAAUCUCAUUGACAAGUGGACCCAUGGUGGUAACUAUAGGCAACUUGGUCUUGUCUGCCUGCGUCCAGCUGCCGCUUGGCUAUGUUGCAACAGCUGCCCGCAGGAAGAAGUAGAGUUUGGACAUGAACUCGAACUUCACCAUCUACUUCCCCUUCUGAUGAUCCCUCCUUCUUCCUUCUCCCUUGUUUUCUCUCUGUCCAUGCCGGCCAGCCAUGGUCGACCCUAAGCUCCUGCUCGUCCGCCCCCCUACUGCACCGCCCCGCAUCCUUCCGGUGCUCACCCCUCGCAUGCCUGGCCGCUGCCUCUCCCCAUGCCGAGCCUAAGCUGAGCUGCGCGCCCCCUGCACGUGCCAUGUGCCCCGCACCCGUCGCCUCUCGGCCCCAAGCCACGCCUCACCAGCGACGUCUCGGCGCAAGCCUCGCCCCUGCGCCGCCGCAACACCGCCGCCGCCGCCUGCAGCCCCGCGUGCGCCGCCGCCACCGGCACAGCCGCUCGUGCCCUGCGUGCUCCCGGCCGGCCUGACGAUGGAGAGCCUGGCCAUCAGGUCAACCGGAUCGGGAGGUUGAAGAUGAGAUGUUCGUUUUGCAGUUCGGCCCUCGAAGAAGUCCGAUUUCUCACGAUCUAGUCGGUGGGAGCUAAAGAGAGAUGUAAAGAGAUGUAAAGAGAGAAAUAUAAUUUUUUUAGUCCACUAACAUAGAGUUAUUAUUAUGAAUAAUUUUUAGCCCACCAACUUGGGAUGUCUAACUUUUUUUACCCUUAGCAAUACUAUGCCUAGUAGUAUCUAUAAACAUAGAAAAAUUAAAAUGACAUGCAAUUUGAAAAACGGAGUGAGUAUAUCAUUCAAGAAAACUCUAACCAACAACUUUGAGAUGAUCUUAUACAAAACAUUGCAUAAGCUUAUUUUAUUGGGCAGUCUUUCACACGCUUGGGAUUGUUUGACUUGUCACCUCCACCGCGGAAGGACCCCCUGUUUUCGGAGUAGUUUCCGGGAAACGGUUGCAAGUGCUAAAACGAAGUCCUCCACGACGCCUUCCCCACCAAAAAACGAAGUCCAAUCCUUCCAUUUCCACGAGCGAACUCUCCCAGCCUCCCAACUACCCCCGUGCGGCCGGUCGCGCCAUGGGCGGCGCCACGGCCACGCCGGCGGCGGCGCAGGAUUCCAGUUCCAGGGGCAAGGCGAUGAUGGCGGAGCUGGACGCGCCGCUGCACGCGCUCGGGUUCGAGAUGGAGGAGCUCUCCCCGUCGCGGGUCGCCGGGCGCCUCCUCGUGACGCCGACCUGCUGCCAGCCGUUCAGGGCGCUGCACGGCGGCGUGUCGGCGCUGGUGGCGGAGGCGCUGGCGAGCAUGGGGGCGCACAUGGCGUCCGGGUACCGCCGCGUCGUCGGGAUGCAGCUCAGCAUCAACCACUUCCGCGCCGCCGCCCUCGGCGACACCGUCCUCGCGCGGGCCCUCCCCGUCCACGUCGGCCGCUCCACCCAGGUUUGGGAGGUGAAGCUGUGGAAGAUGGAUCCAUCCACGGGGGAGAAGGGCCCUCAGAUCGCGGAAUCCAGAGUCACGCUGCUGAGCAACCUGCCCCUGCCGGAGGAGCACAAGAACGCAGGGGAUGCCCUCAAGAAAUAUGCAUCAAAACUGUAGAAAAAGAGACUGAUCUUCAGGGAUCCGGAUAUCCUGUUGUAAAAAGCAUUGGUUAUAAUAAUUAUUUUCUUUUCUUAAUUACAAAGAGCUGCUGCUACUUUCUUGCUCUCUCUUUGCUGUGUACCAACAUGUGCCGGCUGCUUAAAAAAAAAAAGUAUAUGAACAUGUGUUGUGCUC
This is a messenger RNA of Setaria italica (foxtail millet), 2360 nucleotides long. Its product is annotated as 1,4-dihydroxy-2-naphthoyl-CoA thioesterase 1. The record is from RefSeq and is a predicted model, not a curated record. The coding region runs from base 1668 to 2183 and encodes 171 amino acids. Gene Ontology annotation, cellular component: peroxisome. Gene Ontology annotation, molecular function: 1,4-dihydroxy-2-naphthoyl-CoA thioesterase activity. Gene Ontology annotation, biological process: phylloquinone biosynthetic process. The transcript has 2 exons. Lineage: Eukaryota; Viridiplantae; Streptophyta; Magnoliopsida; Poales; Poaceae.